Messenger RNA from Durusdinium trenchii, 1333 nucleotides. The record is from the annotation of a GenBank genome assembly. NCBI's taxonomy places the organism in Eukaryota, Dinophyceae, Suessiales, Symbiodiniaceae.
GAGCUUGAGCUGGCAACAGGUCUCUUCCAAUUUUUUCCCACUCAAUCGCACGGUAAAGUAAUAAGGUAGGGCAGAAUGAAGCCCUGGAUUUGAAUCGAUGCUUAGUUCGCAGCCGCCUCAGCCAAAGCUGGCCAUGGAACACUCAGCGAAUGAUUUCUUGACAAUGCCUUCGGAACACUGCUUGCCAGCGCUGCUUGAUCUAACAAGACAUAUCCAGGCGGAAGAGUCCUCUCGAUUGUAUCAAACAGCAGUUCAAAGAAAACUGCUCGACAUUCUCAGCUUGAAGGAGGCACCUCAAGACCUACAAGAUGCCGCCAGCGAGCUCUUGGAGAUCUUAGAGAGACCGUCCUUGGCGGAGGCUGAGUUGGUGGAGUUGGUGGGGUCGCAGGAGAUACGGGAAUGGCUUCUAGGCCAAUUCUUUGUUGCGAAUGAGCAGCCGAGCCUUGAGUCCUCGCUUUUCAUGUCUCGCCACAUUUAUCACUGCACGAAGCGAGAGCGGAUUCGACGGCCAAUUGCCACCAGCAUCUAUCCGUCCUCAAAGUUGUUGGGGCAGUUGCUUCUAAGCUGUCCAGAGUUGGUCAUGGAUCAAGAGGUCUUGGAACUUGGUGCUGGUUUCCAUGGGUUGCCCUCCUUGGUGGCUGCUUGCUGUGGUGCCCGCCAUGUGCUUUGCAGUGAGAUGGACCCAGUGGCCCUACACCAGCUGGACAUCAAUACCAAGGACAGCGGUGUGGAGGUGAUGAAGCUGGACUGGAGUGCCCCCACCGAUUUGCGCAAGUUCCAGGCCAUCGCUUGCCGGGAGGUUGUGCUUGGGUCUGAUAUCGUGCACGAGACAUGGAUGGGUCCGGCAGCCUUGGAGAUUUUGAUGCAAUGCCUCAUGCCUGGUGGAAGGGCGGUCAUCGUUCUGCCAGCAUCCCACCACCGUUAUGGAGUGGAAGAGUUUCAGCAGUUGCUUCGAAGCAUGGAGGAGGAGCGUGUGCUUUCCGCAACAUUGAUAGACGGUUCUGGAACAUGGUCAGCAUUUCCUGAGCAAGUGCUUCGCUCGACAGAUGCUGAAGAUUUGUCCUACGACUGCUAUUUAAUUUGUGUACUUUGACACACUUUCACAAGGACGCCGUAUUGACUGGACUAGAUGUGUGCUUCAGUUGGUGCAGAAAUGCAGCCCCAAACGUCAGAGUCUGGAUGGCCUUUAGUGCUCUCCAUGUAUAUAUGUGUCAAUGAGUCGCGUAGAAGAAUGCUGGCUCCAACGGGUGCAAGCAUUCAUGUCAUUGCUUUGUGGGCUGCCUGAAAUGUGGGCGGCCGAAAGACCAUAGCUGCAACUACUGAUACUGCUUGA